UUCCAUUCUGUACCUAUUCUGUGGCUGUGUCCUUCUUGUCCAGAAUCACCUCUCCUCGCCACACCACAGUCACAUUGCAGAUUGCAGUUUGCAGUUUUGAUUAGUUGUUCCUUGGUUAGUGAAAAGAAAAAUAUCAUGGAAUCUAUUGUGAAGUCCGAGCCAAGGGAAUCGGAAGAAUGGCUAGAAGACAGGGCAUCUGUUAAAGAAGAAAUCGACAUAGAAUAUGGCAUGCCCUGGCUUGGCAAGCAGGAGUUUCCGGAUGAGGAACAGGAGUCGUCAUCAUCAGCUGUUCGUGGGAGUGACUCCUCUGCUGAAGAGGACGAAGAAGGUAGCAAUGAAAGAUUGGGAGAAGAAGAAGUCAAACAAGAGAAGGUGUUAUGCAAAACUACUCUCAAAAAAACCCAUCUGUGUACAUUCUGUACAAAACGUUUUUCUCAAUCUUGUCAUUUAACUGUUCAUAUGCGUACUCACACAAAAGAGAAGCCUUUCCAGUGUACAGUGUGUACUAAAAUGUUCUCUCAAUCUUGUCAUUUAACCAUUCAUAUGCGUACUCACACAAAAGAGAAGCCCUUCCAGUGUACAGUGUGUAGUAAAAGGUUCUCCACCUCUUGUGAUUUAACACGGCAUAUGCGUACUCAUACAAAAGAGAAGCCUUUCCAGUGUACAGUGUGUACUAAAAGGUUCUCCACUUCUGGUGAAUUGACUGUUCAUAUGCGUACUCACACAAAAGAGAAACCUUUCCAGUGUACAGUGUGUACUAAAAGGUUCUCCACUUCUGGUGAAUUGACUGUUCAUAUGCGUACUCACACAAAAGAGAAACCUUUCCAGUGUACAGUGUGUACUAAAAGGUUCUCCUUGUCAGGUAAUUUAACCAUUCAUAUGCGUACUCACACUAAAGAGAAGCCUUUCCAGUGUACAGUGUGUGCAAAAAUGUUCUCUCAGUCAACAAGUUUGACUCAGCAUAUGCAUACCCACACAGUUUAAACAAAUCAAUUUCUUCUCUACUGGUGUGUAUUACAUAUGUUAUAUGUUCCUGAAAUUAUUCAAAUUUAUUCAUCCUUAAUGAAAAUUACAAAGUUUAAAACUUAAAGUAUAAAAUACAUUACUUGAACUAAUACAUAUCAAGCCUUUGUUUUUCAAUUAUCAAUGUUACUUCAUAAUACUAGUUACCUCAUUUAUACUAGUUACUAAUACUAACUCGUAGCUCAUAAUUUAUACAUUAUAUAGUUAAAUAAUAGUGUAUCAUGGUGAUUGGAAAGUAAAGAAUGUCUCAGUAGAGUUUUAUUGUCAAAUUCAUUGACCUAAUAGAUCAAAUUUUGUUAGCUUCUUGAGUUCAGCUUGUUCUUGCAUCUAUUCUUCCCUCGGCCUGCCUAUGCAUCUUUUAUUUUCAGCUUAAGUAAUCCAGUUCCCAAUCCAAGACUAUUUUGAUAAUGACAUAUUUAAUAGUGAAGUCCCCAGGCCACGGUACAAACGGGCAGGUUUGAUGAUGGGGCACUACACAGGGUUAUCUUCCUCAACUCAUCUGUCUCUAAAUGUUUUUGAAAUAUAUAAUAUUAGAAAACAUUUUAGACAAUAUACUUCAAACUCCGGCACAUUAUUCCUUUAUUUUCAUACAGAUUGUAAUAUUUAUCAUUAUAUUCAUCAGAUUUUUAUGCUCUCUUAUAUGCUUAGAAAGUUGUCAUUUAUGUGUUAUGAAUAUUAAUGUACUAUUUCUUCACAACAUAUUUGAAUACUAUGUAUUGAAAUAAACUCACAUUCAUUUCAUUAGGAAUGUUGUAAGAAUUGAGUGUUACUAAACAACUUUUUAGGAACUGGGUACUGAGUGAUUGAGUAAGGGUAUUUUAAUUUUGUUGCCAACCCUAUUAAAGGAAGUGUAGUUUUGGCCUAUGCCAGAAAAGCACUAAGGACUGUUGAUUGAUAAAUGUCCCUAUAAUUGGCAGGCUUUAAUAAGAUGAAACUGAGCUUUUUGGUUUUAAAUAUUAGACUAUCUAUGUCCAAAGACUGCCUUUCACUAUUAUAUUGAUUCUAUCCACUAGUUUUGAUAAUUAUGAAUAUGUCCAUUGAUAUUUUAUUGUUAGUUUUAGUCUAUGUUUUGAUUUAUGGAAUUCUAAGACUAUUUUCAAUUUUAUUUUAUAAUAGUAUAGUCUAUGACAUGUGAAUAAAUAGAUAGAUAGAUAGAUAGAAAAAAUUGAUCCUCCUGAAAAUAAACCUAUGCUCACUCUUUUGAGUUGCUUUCCGGAUCUACUGUACUCGUUAUUUUAUUUGUUACUCUCAUUAUCACAUACAUUUUAUUCAUUCCAAUGGUAGUCCUUGUAAAAAGUUGAUGUCUAUGAGAUACUUUUUCCUACUUUAUUCAAUUUGUUAUUGAUCUAAUUGCCCUAUAAAUACUUUAGUGAUUGAAAUGGCUCCAGUUCCUAGCGAGAUAUUUGAUUGUAAUAGGUGAAAUGACAAUGAAUUUAGGAAAGAACAUAUUCAUAGAAUAAAAACUGAGCUAAUAAAAUGAGAAGAGUAUACAAUUUAUUUUGAGACAGGAAGCAUAAUAUUAAGCAGAUUACAAUCACAAUAUGGUAAUUUUAAAAGAAGAUAAAACAUUUUCUACAAUUACCGUACGCAUGAUAGACUUUACAAAUAUUUUAUAAGUUCAAAACGAAUUAUUGGGUAUACUGCCUGUAGAAAAAGAUUCCCAACAAGAAGAGACAAAUAAUAGAUAUGGACAUGCCAGUGACAUUAAGAUAAACAAGUAAGCUUAUGUUUAGAUAUUGAAGUACCAAUUUAAAACUUGACUUCAAAAACCAUUGUAGUCUAUUAUUUAUUCCUAUUUCUGUCAUUGCUAAUUUUAUGUAAUAAAUUGAUCAAAUUCA
Molecule: messenger RNA, 2861 nt
Organism: Nilaparvata lugens (brown planthopper)
Lineage: Eukaryota; Metazoa; Arthropoda; Insecta; Hemiptera; Delphacidae
Product: gastrula zinc finger protein XlCGF17.1
Exons: 3
Coding region: 136-984 (282 amino acids)
Biological process (GO): regulation of transcription by RNA polymerase II
Cellular component (GO): nucleus
Molecular function (GO): RNA polymerase II transcription regulatory region sequence-specific DNA binding; DNA-binding transcription factor activity, RNA polymerase II-specific
Source: RefSeq, a predicted model, not a curated record